Molecule: messenger RNA, 3386 nt
Organism: Xylona heveae TC161
Lineage: Eukaryota; Fungi; Ascomycota; Xylonomycetes; Xylonales; Xylonaceae
Exons: 2
Coding region: 76-3342 (1088 amino acids)
Source: RefSeq, a predicted model, not a curated record
CAGCAUCAGACUGCAGAUGUUCUGGCUAGGCCACAUCAUAGUUCGAGAAACUCAAUAAUAGGCAUUAGUGGUAUAAUGAACUCAAACAAUUCCCAUGCACCCAAUCAAUGGGUAGAAGAGCCUCCUCGGCCGCCAGCAUCUCGAAGAGCGGCUUCAACUGGAGCUAUUGGCGUGCACGCGGGGCCGUCUAGGGCUAACACUGAGAACCUCUCUACAUCUCCAGGGGCGUGGCAACCAGGAAUGCCUCUUCCGCCACCACCCCCUGGGCCUCCCCCAAAUGCAAGAUCUCAUAGCAUGACUCGUCCUCAGCUGGAUACGACCCCCUCUCUGCCGAAUUCGAUAAGAGCCCCCCCAACACGGCGACCUCCGGGGCAAGGCACUGCGUUAGGCCCUGUUCCGCCAACACCAGCAGACUGGGUUGAGGAAAGUGGCUUUCCGGAACCGCCAGGACAGCCGUCACGCUCCGGUGAUCUAGUGACUACAAGCCCGGGCGCUAAUUCGAGACAAGGAGAUUUGAGUGAUUCGCACGAAUUUGAAUCUCCUCACAACCCGUCUCGUAAUAGCCUGGUGCGAAUGCCUGCCAGAAGAGACCCAAGUGCCAAAGGAAUCCGAGAACGGAGAAGCGAAAGUAGGGCAGACCAAAGAAGACGAAGCUACAUUGCUGGGGAUACUGAUAUUUCUAAUGGCGUGGAUGAUAUCGAACCUGUGAAGCCAGCAGACUUGGUUCUACCAACGACAAAUAGCAGUACGCUCGUGCGGCGCAGAACGAUAGCUAGAUCAACGCCUCGCACUCCCAAAGCUCUGUCUUCUCCAUAUGACGGGCUAGAUAGUGCCAGAUCGCGAGCUGAGUCUGAGCCCUUUGAGUCAAUGGAGUCAGCCCAUUCGACACCUCGACCCGGCUCCUCUCAUCCGCCUAUCGUCCGCGAAACAUUUGCUCCAACUCCGCCAUUCUCGCCUGGUCACGAUCGUUUUACUGACCCAGUGAAAUCCAUGCGCCCUUCUCCGCCCUUGCCGCCAAAAUCACUCCCUACGCCGCCUCCUCAGCACCCGGCGGCGGUUAGUGGGCUCAUGUCACCGUCAUUUAAAUCUGACGGUCAUCGGCCCGUGUCUCAUAUUCUUCAUUCUCCACUUACCGACCCGGCGAUGCCCUCGCCCUUAAUGCCACAGCUCACUACUACAGUGUCGUCAGCUUUACAAGGUGCACGGUCAGAAACUCCAGAGUCCUUCAAGAAAGCAGCUAUGGAGCGUCAUCGAUUAUUUGCUGAAAAGGAAGCUUCGGCCAAUUCUGAUCGGGAACGUAUCGAACUUUUUGCGGAAUUCAUAAUAGCCGAGUCAUCUUUGCGGAAGAAUAAAUAUGCAGAGGCAAUUCAGAGUAUGGGCACGAAAAUUCAGGAAAUGACGAGGGAUUUAUUCAAAUCUUCGCCACAGAGUAGCGUUGCAUACACGUCGUUCGGCCCUAAAGAAGAGAAGCAAUUGUCGGUUGCCGAUCUUCGAGCCAAUGGGCACAAUGGUUCUCUCACUGCCGCUGUCAAAGGUUUCUCCUCCGCUGAUGCUUCACCCGAAGACUACCAACCUCCUGUGCGUGCCAAUCUGAAGUUAAAUACCCAGGAUCGCCCGGACUCGACGUGGUGGAAUGGGUAUAUGCCCUCGUUAUCUCCUAUCGCCAGCAUGGGAGGCACGAGCGGAACCCCAGAUGAGAUGAGCUCUAGAGGUCGACCAGCCAGCCGUUGGUGGGAAGCAAGUCAGGAAGGUUCUGCCAAUGGGGACGGUACGAGGCGUUGUCAGCGCUCGAAACGCGAGUCCAAAUACAUGGGUCUUCCUCGGGAAGUUAGAGAAUCACUGCAAUGGGACGUUGAACCGUCUCCUUCCGGCGCCUUGGGCAGUUCUGCAAGUACCGGCCCAAAUGGUCGAUUUUCCUAUAGUCAGGAUGAAUACCCUCCGGAAAAGUCUGGAUGGCAUGAACCGACCCUUGAUGAUGGUUAUCCGCCACCACCGCCUCUUCUACCUCAAUCCAGCUCCCCGUUUUCCGCUUCUACUGUUAGCCGCCCAGACUCCAAGAAAGUCGAUGUCUCGCGGCUGGUGACUCUGCCUCCGCCGUAUCCUCGACAUCAUCCGGCUGUCAACAAUAAUCAUCCCGACCUGGCUGCAAUCCGAAGCGUAAUCCGCUCUUUGAGCGACCUCGAAGAUGUCAAGGCCACGAAAGAGCGCUACGCUCUCCGCAUCGACGGCAUCCGCGAACAAGCUCGACAGGAAGCCGGGAAUCGGCGCAGUCAGCUCGUCGCAGACAUUCAGCGCCAAAUCCAAGCCGGCUCAAUGACCUAUGCUGAGGCAGCGCGCCAUGAAGCAGAACUCGAAGCAAUUGAAUCCGCACGCAAAAAGGACAGAGCGCAGCUUGAAUUCGACACUUUCCAAUCUGAAGUGGUCCAUCCUCUUGAAUCAUUUUUUUCUGAACGCAUCGAUCGCGCUACAGCGAGCAUCUCCGAGCUUCAAGGCAUCCUAUUCAUUGACGCGCAAGAAUUAAGUCCUAACAUGACUCAAGAAGAAGGCGACGAACAGCCUGAGCUUCUCGAGAAACUCACUCAACUCAAAUGGCUUUUUGAAGCUCGCGAACAACUCCACCGGGAGCAGCAGGAGCUCUCCCGGGAACGCACAGAGAAGUACAAACUCAUUGUGACAACACCCUAUAUCCUUCAAAAAAACACAGCGAAGCUCCGCGAAGCAGAGGCUUUUUUUACACGCGACGCCAUCGACCGCAAAUAUGCAUUUGACCAGGGCUCCCUCGCCCGAUUUGAAGACUUUCUCCACAUUGUCGAAUCAAACGUCGUGCGCGGCGUAGAACAACAGCUAUCUGCCUUUUGGGACAUUGCGCCCUCGUUAAGCGCCGUUAUUGAACAGAUUCCCGAGGACAACAAUCGUCUGCACACUCUCGAUAUCCUCAUCCCGCCAGCCGAACUUGAUGAGAAUCCUUCCUACCGCACAUUCCCACUGUUGUAUCUUCAUUCGCUCCUCGAUCAUGCGCAUCGCUCUACAUACCAAUUCAUCGAAUCCCAAACCAACUUGCUCUGUCUCCUCCAUGAGGUCAAGACGGCUGUCAUGGUCUCCCAGGCCCGCCUUACCGAGACCUGUCGCGUCAGGGAAGGCGACGACCCCAUGCUCGCAGCGGCAGAAGCAACGCGCGACCGCGACAGAGAAGAAGCCCGUAUCACGGAUGACUUGAAGGAAAAGGUUCGUGUCGUUGAAGCACUCUGGGAUGAAGGCCUAGGAAAAGAACUCUCUGCGCUUCGUGAAAGGGUCAAGGAGUGGCUAGUCGAAGUCGGAGGCUGGGAAGAUGCGGACGACUAGACGAAGCAUGCCCCGUGCAAUAUUAGCAUCCUUUUUUCACAUGC